AUGGGCCAGAAGCGCACCUACACCGAAGCCAUGGAGGACUCCAGCAAACAGCAGCACACCUCCCCCUUCCUGCCCAUGUUCGAGGUCUUCCGUGCCGAACUGGACGAGCAUCACGACCGCCGCGAGCGCAUCAUCAAGGGCUCGCGCGACAUUACUGCUGCAAGCAAGAAAAUUAUCUUCUCUCUCCAGAGGAUGCGCAAGCUCGGACAACCAAUCCCUCCCCACAUCACCAAAGCGAAUGCACAGUACUGGGACACGAUCAAGAAGACGUAUGCUGCGGUCUCCAAAGACCUCCAGGGCAUCAAUGCCUACCGGUAUUCACGCAACAUCACAGGAGGCCACCAAGAGUUUAUGGAGUCUCUAAGCUUCCAACAUUACCUCGAAACUCAAUCCCUCAUCUCGUACGAAGAGUCAUGCACGAAGCUGGCAGAGCUGGGCGGCGAGGGCGGCGCCAUCCUGCUGACGCCCGAGGACUACAUUCUGGGCAUCUUUGACAUGGUGGGCGAGCUCAUGCGGUUUGCGGUCACAGCAAUGGCAACAAGCGGAGCGCUGCCGGGUGGAGAGUCUCGGCCCACGCCAGCAGCCUCGGCGGAGCAGAAAGAGGAUGCGAUGGACGUCGACAAGCCAGCGCAGAAGCCACGGAGCAACGUGUUGGAAGAUAUGCGGGAAUUGCGCACGCACCUUGAGAGUCUAGACAUCGGCGACCGGAAGUUCUCGGACGACGUGGACAAGAAGAUGGGGGUGAUGCGAAACUGCGUGGAAAAGGUCGAGAACGCGCUGUACGGGCUGAUCAUACGUGGACGAGAGCGGCCAAAGGGCUGGAUGCCCGACCUGGGAGGCGAGCGCCGGGGACGCGAGGAGGUCGAGGGCUUCUGA
This is a messenger RNA of Lasiodiplodia theobromae, 876 nucleotides long. Its product is annotated as Translin-associated factor protein. Gene Ontology annotation, molecular function: RNA endonuclease activity; sequence-specific DNA binding; RNA binding. Gene Ontology annotation, cellular component: nucleus; cytoplasm. Bases 1 to 876 code for a protein of 291 amino acids. The record is from RefSeq and is a predicted model, not a curated record. The transcript has 3 exons. NCBI's taxonomy places the organism in Eukaryota, Fungi, Ascomycota, Dothideomycetes, Botryosphaeriales, Botryosphaeriaceae.